Saxophila tyrrhenica is the source of this 1425-nucleotide messenger RNA. RefSeq lists its product as uncharacterized. The transcript is spliced from 3 exons. Lineage: Eukaryota; Fungi; Ascomycota; Dothideomycetes; Mycosphaerellales; Extremaceae. Gene Ontology annotation, biological process: transmembrane transport; carbohydrate transport. Gene Ontology annotation, cellular component: membrane. Bases 1 to 1425 code for a protein of 474 amino acids. The record is from RefSeq and is a predicted model, not a curated record. Gene Ontology annotation, molecular function: carbohydrate:proton symporter activity.
AUGAUGAACGGACUACAGACCCUGAACUACUGGCAAACCGACUUCAACCACCCUUCAUCGGCAACACUCGGCCUGCUUAACGCCAUCUUCUCCGUCGGACAAGUCGUGGGACUACCAUUUGUUCCUCUCCUCGCAGACAACAUCGGCCGAAAAUGGACAAUCCUCCUCGGCAGCACGUUAAUCUUUAUCGGCGUUGUUAUCCAGACAGUAAGCAUCAACAUCGCCAUGUUCAUCGCCGCGCGGUUCGUCAUCGGCCUCGGGAUUUGCUACACCCAAAGUUGCUCGCCCAUGCUCAUCACUGAGCUCUCACACCCACAGUAUCGAGGGCGUCUCACCACAAUAUACAACACCCUCUGGUACCUAGGCUCCAUCAUCGCCAGCUGGACCACCUAUGGCACUCUGCGAAUCGACAAUGAAUGGUCAUGGAAGGCUCCCAGCGUCCUCCAAGCCUUCCCAUCAGUCAUCCAACUCUUCCUCAUCUGGCUCGUGCCCGAGAGCCCGCGAUACCAGAUCGUCAAGGACCGCCACGAGCGGGCACGCCAGACGUUCGAGAAGUUCCAUGGCCCGGCUUCAGGACCAGACUUCGUCGAAACCGAGUAUCGCGAGGUUUUAGAGACCAUGGCUCUCGAGAAGGAGUUCUCUAGCCGGGGUGUGGCCGAACUGUGGCGGACCAAGGGCAACCGUCAUCGCCUGCUGAUUGCUUGCACGGCUGGCUUCUUCAGUCAGACCGCCGGCGCCAACGUAGUCUCGUAUUACAUAUUCUUGGUACUGGGCCAGAUCGGCUACAAGGAUUCGAAUACGCAGCUUGUCAUCAACGGCUGUCUCACCAUCUUCAACAUGGUCGUCGCCACGGGCAUGGCGUUCUCCAUCGACAAGCUGGGCAGGCGUCCGCUGUUCUUGACCUCGACCUUCGGCAUGUGUCUCGCAAUGACCGGGUGGACAGUGGCUAGCCAGCAGCACGAGGCAUUAGGCAAUACGUCUUCUGGCCGUGCCGUAGUUGCGCUGAUCUUCGUGUUCAUGUUCUUCUUCAACCUUGCAUGGUCAGGCUUGCUGAUAGCGUACGUGGUCGAGAUCUCGCCUUUCUAUCUCCGAUCGCGGUACCUGACUGUGCUGCUUCUCUUCGUUGCGGCUGGAUCGUUCUUCUCGCAGUACGUGAAUCCCGUGGCGCUGGAAGCCAUUACUUGGAAAUACUACCUCUGCUACAUCAUUUGGCUCGCUAUCAUGUCAGUUGUCGUUUGGUUCUUCUAUGUUGAAACCAAAGGGCGAACACUGGAAGCAAUGGCGGUCUGCUUUGACGGUGAUGACGCCAAGGUCGGUGGAGAGGGUGCUACGGCCAAGGGAGAGAUGUUGCUUGGUGUGCUGCACAAGGAUGGGGCUUUGAAAGAAGGUGAAGCAGACGUGCGGAUUGAGAGAGUCGAGGCUUGA